CCCCACUCCAAUGAGGUCACAAUGGCUGGAGCUCUGAGGGGCCCAGGCUCCCUGAGCCAGGAGGAGAGGAGAAAGUCCAAGGAAAGAUGGCUGGCAGUCACCCCUAUUUCAACCAGCCUGACUCCACACACCCAUCGCCGCCCUCCGCUCCACCCAGCCUCCGCUGGUACCAGCGCUGCCAGCCCUCUGAUGCCACCAGUGGCCUGCUGGUGGCCCUGCUGGGUGGGGGCCUGCCUGCUGGCUUCGUGGGCCCCCUUUCUCGUAUGGCUUACCAGGCUUCCAACCUGCCCUCGCUGGAGCUGCUCAUCUGGCGAUGCCUCUUCCACCUCCCUAUUGCCCUGCUACUUAAACUGCGUGGCGACCCCCUUCUGGGAACUCCUGACAUCCGAAGCCGGGCCUUCUUCUGUGCCCUGCUCAACAUCCUCAGCAUUGGAUGUGCCUACAGUGCGGUUCAGGUGGUGCCCGCUGGCAACGCUGCCACUGUUCGCAAAGGUUCUUCCACCGUCUGCUCCGCCGUCCUCACUCUCUGCCUUGAGAGCCAGGGUCUCAGUGGCUACGACUGGUGUGGACUGUUGGGCUGCAUCCUAGGACUAAUCAUCAUUGUGGGACCUGGACUCUGGACACUACAGGAGGGGACCACGGGUGUCUACACCGCCCUGGGCUAUGUGGAGGCUUUCCUGGGAGGCCUGGCGCUGUCCCUGAGGCUUCUGGUCUAUCGUUCUCUGCACUUUCCCCCCUGCCUCCCAACAGUGGCCUUCCUAUCUGGCUUGGUGGGGCUGCUGGGCUCUGUGCCAGGCCUCUUUGUGCUGCAGGCCCCCGUGUUGCCCAGUGACCUCCUGAGUUGGAGUUGUGUGGGGGCAGUGGGGAUCCUCGCCUUGGUCUCCUUCACAUGUGUGGGCUAUGCGGUCACCAAGGCCCACCCUGCCCUGGUGUGCGCUGUCCUACAUUCCGAGGUGGUUGUGGCCCUUAUACUGCAGUAUUAUAUGCUCCAUGAGACUGUGGCACCUUCUGACAUCGUGGCGGCAGGGGUUGUGCUGGGCAGCAUUGCCAUCAUUACAGCCCAGAACCUCAGCUGUGAGAGGACAGGGAGGGUGGAGGAGUGAGAUAGAACUUGGGAGCCCGGGGGUUGGGAGGGACAGGGAUAAAUAAAGGCAAAGACUGAAGACAAACAUGGGAGGAGAAGUGACUGGAAAAGAACUGGUGUGGGAGAGGGAUACCUCUCAGAGUCAAGGGUGACUUGGGGACUUGGUGGAGAGGGACUACGUGGAAGACCUGGGGCCAGCCUGGGACCAAGGGAUGUGGAGUCCAGGCUGGGUCCUAGAAUCAGGGCAUAACUAAGGGGUAAAGUCUGAGGAGCAGAUCCAAAGGGCUGAGGCAGGGAGGCCGUGGGCCAUGGGGAGGACUUCACUCAGCAGCAAAGAGAAGAGCAUUGGGGCUGGAGUGUUCCGGCAAAGACAGAGCCAGCAGCUGCGCUGGGGGAGGGAAGCGUGCCUCCCCACCCCUCCCCUCACGGGGAAGGUUUCCUUUCCUCGUGCUUGUGCCCCCCGCUUGGGGUGGUGACGUGACAUUGACAUCAAACAAGGAUUACAGUGAAUGUGAAAAAAAAAAAAAAAGAUACCUGAAUAGACAUUUCUAUGACAUUUUAAAAGCCAUGAAUUUAUUUUGGCACAAAUAUUUUAUCAUAUGCAGUCACUUCUUUGUAAAUGAUUUUUUGUAAAGUCAUUGGAUAUAAAAGAGUGAUUUUCCUCACCUGAGUACAUGAAAAGAAAAUGCUGAAAUCAAUGUAUAAAUCAAAUCAUCUGUACUAGCACUGUUAAUCUAGAAGAAAGUGGUUGCAUAGAGAAGAGUAAGAAUGUAGACCAGCUUAUUGAAGU
This is a messenger RNA of Homo sapiens (human), 1874 nucleotides long. RefSeq names its product solute carrier family 35 member G3 (gene SLC35G3). The coding region runs from base 87 to 1103 and encodes 338 amino acids. The record is from RefSeq and is marked validated. The transcript has a single exon. NCBI's taxonomy places the organism in Eukaryota, Metazoa, Chordata, Mammalia, Primates, Hominidae. Gene Ontology annotation, cellular component: membrane; Golgi membrane. Gene Ontology annotation, biological process: UDP-N-acetylglucosamine transmembrane transport.